Onychostruthus taczanowskii (white-rumped snowfinch) is the source of this 739-nucleotide messenger RNA. Its product is annotated as classical arabinogalactan protein 9-like. Bases 193 to 642 code for a protein of 149 amino acids. The record is from RefSeq and is a predicted model, not a curated record. Lineage: Eukaryota; Metazoa; Chordata; Aves; Passeriformes; Passeridae. The transcript has 3 exons.
CCUGCCCCGUGCCAGCGUCCGAGGGGCGCCGCGGAUCCUCACCGCCAGGCCAGCGGGAAGGGUGCCGUGAUUGAAUCUGAAGGAAAUCAGAUGUGCGAGAGUGAUCGAAACGCGCUAAGAUAGAGGAUCUUGCAGGAGUUUAAGCGCCGUCGCGGUGGAGAUGAGAUCGAUAGAGAGGAAGGAAGGAAGGAAAUGGAUGCUAUCUGUCCGAGGGCGCUCCCGCUGCCUCCUCUCCAGCCCGCCCAUCUCCGACGGUACCUUCCGCCGCCCCGCUCCGCGCUCCCGCCGCCCGCGGCCGCCGGGCCACACACGCCACCGCCACCGGUGCGACGGCCCCGGCGAGGCCCGCGGCAGCAGGUACCGACCUCCGCCGCCGCGGCCCGGGAGGGGCGCGGAGGAGCGCGGGAGGAGGAGGAGGGCGAGCUCGGUGGCGGCGCGGCCCGGAGCCAGCCGCCGCGAGUUCCCGCCGAGGAGACCCUGACCCCUUGCUCCGCACCGCUCCGCACCCCUCCGCGCCGCACAGCGGGGUGCGCGCAGCCUGCCCGCUCUACGGCGGAUGGACAGAUCGCCCGGAUCGUUUUUAUUUUUAGACGAAUGCCCCUUGUUGUUGAUUUUUUUUUACUCCCCCCUAAAUUUCUGUAGGUUGCUAUGUGGCAUGUUGUUUUCAUUUCUUGACUUUUUGAAAUAACUAUUUGGAUUUAAAUUUAUCGAACAACCUGUUAUCCAUAUGUCUGUCCGA